AUGGCGCCUAUGGUAUCUGGCAAGGAGAAGGAGUCGAACGUCGCUCGAUUCGCGGGUUCGGCUUCUGCCGGUAUUGCCGAAUUGGCCGUCUUCCAUCCUGUCGACACAAUUGCGAAGCGCCUGAUGAGCAACCAAACAAGGAUCGCAAGCUCCACGGAAUUGAACUCGGUCAUCUUUAAAGAUAUGGCCUCUGCGCCGUUCGCACGGAAAUUCUUCUCUUUGUUCCCUGGUCUCGGAUAUGCUGCCGGGUACAAGGUCUCGCAAAGAGUCUACAAGUAUGGUGGUCAGCCGAUUGCGCGCGACUGGCUAGCUACCCACUAUGGCAAGGACUUCGAGAGCGCAUUCGGCAAGAAGACGGGGAAGGCCAUCAUGCACUCAACAGCUGGAAGUUUGAUCGGUAUUGGUGAGAUCGUCCUACUACCGCUCGAUGUCCUCAAGAUCAAGCGUCAAACAAACCCCGAGGCGUUCCGCGGCCGUGGAAUCUUUAAGAUUAUUGCCGACGAGGGAUUCGGCCUGUACAGAGGAUGGGGAUGGACAGCUGCACGAAAUGCGCCUGGCUCCUUUGCGCUUUUCGGUGGUUCGGCGUUUACCAAAGAAUAUCUUUUCGCCCUCAGCGACUAUAACAAGGCAUCUUGGUUCCAGAACUUCGUCGCCUCCAUCGCCGGUGCCUCGGCGUCUCUUAUUGUCUCUGCCCCGCUAGACGUUAUCAAGACCCGUAUUCAAAACAAGAACUUCGAGAACCCCGAGAGUGGAAUGCGGAUUCUGUCUAACAUGGCGAAAAAUGAAGGCUUCUCCAGUUUCUUCAAGGGAUUGGUACCCAAGUUGCUCAUGACAGGGCCUAAGCUCGUCUUUUCAUUCUGGCUCGCCCAGACCCUUAUCCCCGCUUUCGACAACAUGUUGAAAUAAUUGAUAUUAGGAUAUGAAAAAACGGGUUGAAUGAGACAUGAAGGGAGAGGGGGCGAAAUGCGGCUCAAUCUGCAAUUGUACAAUAUAAAAAUGUCAGGGUAUGAGGAAUAUAGAAAGAAUCAUGUAUAUAAUAGGUAAAGCCGGCGUUUUCCAGGAAAUGUCCUCUCAAGGGCCUCGAUUAGAGAUUUGGCUGUACAGGUCUCCCUAUCUAGUCUAGAGAUGAUGAAGAAGCACUCGACUCAUAGCUAUAAUAGAGAGAUGUCAAUCGCAAAUGCUGUUCCAUGAAGGUCUAAUGAAAAGAGGAGUGUCUUCUGCUGAUGAGGGAUGCAAA
Messenger RNA from Xylaria bambusicola, 1237 nucleotides. Its product is annotated as putative YHM1. The transcript has 8 exons. NCBI's taxonomy places the organism in Eukaryota, Fungi, Ascomycota, Sordariomycetes, Xylariales, Xylariaceae. Gene Ontology annotation, cellular component: mitochondrion. The record is from RefSeq and is a predicted model, not a curated record. Bases 1 to 906 code for a protein of 301 amino acids. Gene Ontology annotation, molecular function: guanine nucleotide transmembrane transporter activity.